Molecule: messenger RNA, 783 nt
Organism: Closterium sp. Naga37s-1
Lineage: Eukaryota; Viridiplantae; Streptophyta; Zygnematophyceae; Desmidiales; Closteriaceae
Source: the annotation of a GenBank genome assembly
AUGCGCGCCUGCUUGCGUGCACACGGCAGUGAGCGCGAUGCGGUGGCAGCGCUGCAGGGCAGCGAGUGGGAGGUGGCGCCAGCACUGGCGCGCUACCAGGCGGGGGGGGCGCCCAUGGCCGCGCGGGGCGGAGGGGGCUUCCUGGCAGCCUUCACGGGGCGCUCGCACUUCCACCACCAGCAGCAAGGGGGGCAUGCCAUGCCGCCCCAGCAGCCACCAGUGGAUCCCAUACAAGAGCUCUUCCUGCGCUACAAAGAUCCGGAUUCAGAUAUGAUUCUCGUGGACGGCAUCUCGCGCAUGUGUGAAGACCUCGAGCUGGUGCUGUCAUGGCAUCUGGGUGCGGCCACCAUGUGCGAGUACUCGCGCCAAGAGUUCACCUCCGGCCUGCGCUCCCUGCGGGUGACGUCACUGGAGGCGCUGAAGGCGCUGCUGCCAUCAUUCCGGCGCGAGCUGCAAGACGAGAGUGAGCAGCCAUGGGAGGGAGGGGAGAUGGGAAGGAGGGGGGAGAUGAGUGGCCAGAAGUGGCUGGCGCUGGACACGGCCAUCGGCAUGUGGCAGCUGCUGCUGGGCUACCGCAGCUGGCCGCACGUCGACCACUGGUGUGACUUCGUCAGGGUGCAGCACAACAAGGCCAUAUCCAAGGACACCUGGUCGCAGCUCUUUGACUUCUCCCGGUUGACGCAGGGGCAGUUGGAGCAGUACGACGAGGGCGGCGCCUGGCCGUACCUCAUAGACGAGUUCGUGGACCACCUCCGUGCUGCUGGCUCCCUGCCGCCCAACUGA